AUAAAUAGUAAGUAGGAGCUUAUUCACAUGCAGUACCUUUUAAAUGAAAGAGGAAUUAUAGAUGUAUACGUUGAGCAUGUGUGUGAUGAGCCAAACAUUUUAGAUUUGCUUGAGAGUGGCACUACUUUACAUGAAGCAGCUGAUGAAGGUACAAUGGACAUUAGGGAAGGUUGUGUGACACAAAAUUCACCACCAGCCCCAAAUUGUAGUGAAGCUCCAAAAACAGCUAAAGGUGAGGGUGAUGAAAUAGAUGCAGUGCAUGGAGAUGAUGAGGAAAGUGGGGAAGGCUGUGUGACACAAAAUUCACAACUAGUCCCAAAUUUUCAUGAAGCUCUAGCAAUCGAAGGUGAUACUGAUGAAACAGAUGCAGUGCAUGGAGGUGAUCUAACCGAACAACAAGAUCAAGAGAAGAAUGCUCAUGAUGAUGAGGACUUGCUUGAUGUUGUACAUAGUGAUGUGGAUGAUGAGGAGGAUGAAAGGGUUCCCGUAGGAACUGAUGGCCAUGGAGAUUUGGCUUCUGAUUCUAGCUUUGAAAAUAAUGAAGAUGAAUUUGAGGUUUCUAAUGAUGAUUCGAGUGAGUACAACGUUGUGGAUGAAGAUGAACCUGAAGAAGAAGAGGAAGAUGUAAGAACUACCAGAAAUGGUGAUUUAUGGUUUAAUCCUUCAUGAACUAAUGUUUGGUUUUGAGAUAAGGAUGAAGUUUGAGAAUGUUGCAUAGUUUAAAGAAGCUAUAGCUAAGUACCAAAUUCAAAAAGGCUGUAAACUGAAACUUGUUAAAAGUAACCCCACUAAGCAGAGAAUUCAUUGUGUUAAUCAACAAUGCAAUUGGCA
Molecule: messenger RNA, 831 nt
Organism: Rubroshorea leprosula
Lineage: Eukaryota; Viridiplantae; Streptophyta; Magnoliopsida; Malvales; Dipterocarpaceae
Source: the annotation of a GenBank genome assembly